Molecule: messenger RNA, 1662 nt
Organism: Fusarium venenatum
Lineage: Eukaryota; Fungi; Ascomycota; Sordariomycetes; Hypocreales; Nectriaceae
Product: CwfJ C-terminus 2-domain-containing protein-like protein
Biological process (GO): mRNA splicing, via spliceosome
Cellular component (GO): post-mRNA release spliceosomal complex
Molecular function (GO): RNA lariat debranching enzyme activator activity
Source: RefSeq, a predicted model, not a curated record
AUGGCUGCACCUAAAAUUAUCGUCUUGGGCAGCCUCAAUGGCCAGCUUGAGCCAGCAUUCAAGAAGCUAGCUACCCUUCAUUCAAAGAACAGCUUCUCCAUGGCCAUUCUUACUGGCGACGUCUUCAGCGCAACACAAGAUAACGAUUCGGUUACUGCGCUUCUCGAUGGAACCCUUCAAGUCCCUCUGCCGACUUACUUCACCAUGGGAACUCAUCAUUUGCCCCCACGCAUCGCCGCAAAGGUCGAGGCCGAAGAGGAAAUUUGCGAGAAUCUACAUUUUCUCGGCAAGCGGAGCAUUACUAAGACGUCUGACGGUGUGCGAAUCGUCGCUCUCGGUGGUCAAUUAGACACGAACCUCAUUGCAGGCCAGUCUAAAGAACAGCACCUACCAUUUCACACAGUCGACGAUGCUAAGAGCCUGCGCGGUGCCAACAGCGCUGAUAUUCUCUUGACUUCGACAUGGCCAGCGGGUGUCUGGACUGGUUCUCAAGUUGCGCUUGAUCCUACAAACCAAGCGUCCUUGGCUGUCUCAGACUCGGUCGCGGAGCUAUGCGCAGCACUUAAACCACGAUAUCAUUUAACAUCCUCUCCUGAAGGCUACUUCUAUGAGCGAGAAGCGUUUGUGCAUCCUAUCGAGAAGGAGACCGACAACACUUGCGUCACGCGAUUCAUUUCAAUGGCCCCAUAUGGCAAUGAGGCUAAAGCAAAGUCUCUGUAUGCAUUCAGCCUCAAUAAAGGAGACGCAUCAGUACCCGUCGGCGCCACAGCAUCGCCAUUUAACCCCAAGACCAAGAAACGUGCCCCUAAGGAGGACACUUACAACCGGUAUGGUGGUGACGAGCACGAGAGGGGACACAGGGGCCGGCGCCAGAAGCAACGCCAUCGAUCACCCCCUCCAGGUCCCGAUAGAUGCUACUUUUGUCUCUCCAACCCCAACUUAUCUUCGCACAUGUGUUGCAGCAUUGGUGACGACGCCUACAUCUCAACAGCCAAAGGCCCCUUGCCUACGUCUACGACCUUUACCGAACAAGGCCUUGAUUUCCCAGGUCACUUGAUCAUCAUUCCAUUACCACACAAUCCGACCAUCCCCAGCAUUGGACCAGUCGCGGAUCCAAACGGCGAGGCUGCCAAGACCUAUAAAGAGAUGAACUGCUUCCGCGAAGCUAUCCAGGCCAUGAUUGCUGCCAAGAGCUCCCACAAACUUGGCGUCGUCACUUGGGAGAUCAGCCGUGAACGUAACGUCCAUCUGAUUUGGCAACUGAUGCCCUUACCUGCCGAGCUCAUCCACAAGGGUCUAGCGGAAGCUGCUUUCAAAGUCGAAGCAGAGAACCAGUCCUGCCCAGCUUUCAAGGCACAAGACCUGACUCUCGAGCAACAAGCUGAAUCUGGCGGCGACUUCUUCCGUGUGUGGUUGUGGGCAGAUGAUGGUGAGGAGCGUAUUAAGGGCAAGUCCCUCGUCAUGCCUCUGCCCCCAGACAAGCAUUUCGAUCUCCAGUUCGGUCGACGAGUGGUAGCCAAGCUUCUCAAUCUCGAGAACCGCCUUUCAUGGAAGGGCUGUGAGCAGACUGUUGAGGAGGAGACCAAGGACGUGGAGGCGUUCCGCGAGGCGUUCAAGGAAUGGGAUUUCACUCUUCAAGACGGCGAUGAAACGACUGCUUAA